CGAGACCGAGACGAGAUUCCUCCCGAUAAUUCACACAGAACCAGCUUCAGCGAGCUCGACGUGCUCGGUAGCGUCCCGGUGCCGUCAACUUCAGUGGAUGUGUGCAUGUAUGAUGGGUUUGGGCUGAACAGCGGCAUCACAAUAGCGGGAGGGGAUGGAGCUUUACUUGUGAACGGCGAGGCAUUUGCGUGGCGGCCGUGGGAGGUCAGCGGGGAGAAGAAGCUGGUCAACGAGAAGGGCCAGUUUGAGGUGCCAGCGGAGGCAUUUGGGCUGCUCGAUGUGCUCUGGCCACGACCCGGUAUUCCCCAGACAAGACAGCAUCUUACGAAGCUGGGGAUGAGGGUAGAGAUGCUGGACACGAGGAAUGCGGCGGCGCAGUUCAACUUGCUGGCGACGGAGCGAGGAGUGUCGGAUGUGGCGGCGGCUUUGAUACCCAUUGGCUGGGAGGAAGGAUCUGGC
Trichoderma virens Gv29-8 is the source of this 459-nucleotide messenger RNA. RefSeq lists its product as uncharacterized. Gene Ontology annotation, biological process: mitochondrial respiratory chain complex I assembly. The transcript is spliced from 2 exons. NCBI's taxonomy places the organism in Eukaryota, Fungi, Ascomycota, Sordariomycetes, Hypocreales, Hypocreaceae. The annotation marks the transcript as partial. Gene Ontology annotation, cellular component: mitochondrial inner membrane. The record is from RefSeq and is a predicted model, not a curated record.